AUGACCUCGAUUUUGGCCCAAUGCGUCCCAUCUGCAAGGCCAUCUGCAGGGCUUUUGCGAUUAAUCCUGCCGGCCCUCCGGCCAAUACGAGCAAAGAGCUCCGACGCAUCCCCCAUUCCUCCUGAUUUUGCAAACACCUUCAAGCUCGACAUGAUUCCAAAACGUAGGAUAGCCUUAGCCAGCGGAUAUGGGAUGCUACAUAACCAUCGCAUUGCCGACAUGGUGCAGCGCAUGGGUCUUCGGGUUGGACACAAGCUCUACAUUUCAUUCGUCAAGGCCAGCGGGCCCGGUGGACAGAACGUCAACAAAAUCAGCUCCAAGGCAGACCUGCGCAUCGACCUCGAGGAAAUCGACUGGCUUCCCCCUGGAGUCGUAGCCAAGCUCAAGGAACAGAACAUCAACCGCCUCAACAAAAGCGGGCAGAUGAUAUUCACCUCCGACCGGCACCGCACCCAAAUGGCCAACAUGAACGACUGCAUCGAGAAGCUUUACGAAACGAUCAUCAAGGCCGGGCAUGUGGCCCUCGGUCCGACUGAGGAGAAGAUGGCCCGGGUCAAGGAGCUUCAAGAUCUCGAGAAAGAGAAGCGUCGCGAGCGGAAAGAAAAAGAGUCGAGGGCGCGGAUAAACAAAAAGCCCCGAGACAGCUGGUAGGAUCCAACAGUGGUUCCAGAAAGAAACGGGACAGUCCUCUUUCAAUCGCACAUGUAGUAAUAGGAUCGCUUGGAUCCAACGAGGCCGUUUGCAGCAAAACCUCAUCGCUUUGGAGCUUCCAAAUGAAGGCUGUGGAUCGCCGUCCAGUCUCCAUAGUCGCCUGCCCACAGCAAUCAUGUUGCAUCCUAUCUGCUCCAGUGAGAAAUAGCGCUCUUGGACACACGAAAGAUGGCCGAGUCCAGCGCACGAUGGUUUGAGCCACAUUCACAGAGAGUAAAUAUUGCCAUGCGAG
Polychytrium aggregatum is the source of this 943-nucleotide messenger RNA. RefSeq lists its product as uncharacterized. The coding region runs from base 1 to 651 and encodes 216 amino acids. The transcript is spliced from 5 exons. Gene Ontology annotation, biological process: mitochondrial translational termination. Gene Ontology annotation, molecular function: translation release factor activity. NCBI's taxonomy places the organism in Eukaryota, Fungi, Chytridiomycota, Chytridiomycetes, Polychytriales. The record is from RefSeq and is a predicted model, not a curated record. Gene Ontology annotation, cellular component: mitochondrial large ribosomal subunit.